AUGAGCAGCCAGCGAAAUCAAACUCCACCGCGGUCGACGCGGCCACGGCCCCUCGCACCUCCUCCACGAGAUUCCCAAAGACGGCUUCAACGGCAUCGUAUCUCCAUCGUCGAGGACAGUGACACCGAAAGCGAUUCAAGCUCCGACUCAGACCAGAGUCAGUACGACGAAGAUUUCUAUUUUCGCAGAGACGAUGUAGAUCUGAGCUUCGAGGGGACGAUCCAAUUCUUUCGAGAUUUGCAUCCGGAUCUUGUCAUUGAGGACGAAGGCAGUGAUGUUGAAGAGAUCAUUCGCCUGGAAAUCGAACCUCUGCCCACACGACGAAGACAGCCAGGCCGGCGGAAUGCGAUCCCUGAUAAUGGGGUCUCGGAUCAGCAGAGUCAAGGAAGAACUGCUGCGGAGCAGGUUUCGACUACUGAGAAUCGGCCCUUUCUCUCUCCCGCAGAGGUACUCGAGAUUGUCAGUCGCCUGUACGCUGCCUUCCAACCCCAUAGGCAGCAAGGCCAAGUCAACCACGAAGACAAUUUUGUCCCCGAUUAG
Molecule: messenger RNA, 540 nt
Organism: Lecanosticta acicola
Lineage: Eukaryota; Fungi; Ascomycota; Dothideomycetes; Mycosphaerellales; Mycosphaerellaceae
Source: the annotation of a GenBank genome assembly